Messenger RNA from Aspergillus pseudotamarii, 1008 nucleotides. RefSeq names its product alpha/beta hydrolase. Lineage: Eukaryota; Fungi; Ascomycota; Eurotiomycetes; Eurotiales; Aspergillaceae. Gene Ontology annotation, molecular function: hydrolase activity, acting on ester bonds. Bases 97 to 1008 code for a protein of 303 amino acids. The transcript is spliced from 2 exons. The record is from RefSeq and is a predicted model, not a curated record.
GUCUGCACAUCUUAACGGUCAUCUGCCGAGCUAUUUCCGACGCCUGAUCCUUAACUACGGGACAGCAACAUUUUCGGUACUCUACUCUACAUCACCAUGCGUAAAGAGUGGACAUUUACUCCCUCCGAUUGCGGCUCUGGCCGUAACAUGGCCGCGUGGAAGGUCUCAACCGGCACACAAGCUACAUACUUGGUUGAGGUCGCCUGGCCACUCACCUGGCGCGAAACAAAUGUAUCGGCGGUCGCGAAUGUAAUAUUCGCUGUGGAUGGCAAUGCUAUGUUUCUCACGGCAACAGAUGUCGCUCGGCGGCAGGCGUCACUUAACCCUAACAAACCUGGGACCAUCAUUGUUGGGCUCGGGUAUCCUUUGGAAGAUUCUGUCUAUGCUCCUCAACGCGCUUUAGAUCUCACUCCACCAUGUGAUCACUAUACUCCGCCUGAGGGUUCCGACGGCAAACCUCGACCGGAACCGUACGGUGGUGCAGAUCGGUUCCUUUCUUUCAUCAACAAUAUCGUGCGUCCCUUCAUGGCCUCAUCUGUCUUCCCUAAUGUUAAAUUUGCUCGGACGGCCUUGUUUGGCCAUUCUUACGGGGGACUAUUUACAUUGAACACUCUUUUCACGCAACCGACAUCUUUUGAUACAUAUAUAGCAGCGAGCCCAUCAAUAUGGUGGAAUGAGAGAUUUAUUCUCACCAAAGUACCACAGUUCCUACAAAGACCAGAGAUGAGUACGCGACCGACAGUACGGCUGUCAUACGGUUCCCGAGAGCAGUUUCCUGUACGCCGCAGGCAUGAAUCACUGGAAAAGUACGAACGACGAGUGGGAUCGGCGGCAAAGCGUCGUAUGGUCGAUAACUGUAAUGAUCUGUAUUUGCAGCUUAUUGCUAGCCAACAUUUGAGUGCUGUGGAGAAGAGGGAAUAUCUGGAUGAGGACCAUGGAAGUGUCAUUAGCCCCGCCUUGAGUGGAGGAAUUCUGUAUUUUCUGGACCUGGAAGACGAGGACAGGUAG